Messenger RNA from Lolium rigidum, 515 nucleotides. RefSeq lists its product as uncharacterized. The transcript has a single exon. Bases 69 to 455 code for a protein of 128 amino acids. Lineage: Eukaryota; Viridiplantae; Streptophyta; Magnoliopsida; Poales; Poaceae. The record is from RefSeq and is a predicted model, not a curated record.
CGUCUAGCUUACCAGCACCCACCGCCGCCCUCCCCUCAUCUCUGACGAGAAACCAAGAAACACCAAGCAUGGCUUACCCGUCCGUAGCUCCACCCGCCGGCGCCGACGCGGCGUCGGGCUGCAAGCCAUCCAAGCUCACCUGCCUCUGCUCGCCGACCAACCACCCGGGCUCCUUCCGCUGCAGCCGCCACCGGACGCCCCGCGCACGGCCACUGCCGUCAUCCGUCUUCGUCCGCGCCUCGCAGAAGCAGGCCGCGGCGCCGGGGAUGAUGAAGAGCGGCGGCGGCGGCGUCGCGGGAAGCAUCAGAGCGACGAGCAAGGGGCGGCCCGUCCUGCGCGCGCACCUGCACCUGCAGCGGCUGCUGGCCAGCCCGCCGCCGUCGUCCGGCGGCCGCUGCCGCGAGUUCAAGCCCCGCCUGUCCAGGCUGGGCCGCCUCGCCGCCGCCAGCUUGUGACGCCGGCACCGGCCGGUUCCGCUGCCUCGCCAGCUUGUUACUCAUCACUGAUGCGCCUAU